Nestor notabilis (Kea) is the source of this 1096-nucleotide messenger RNA. It is a transcript of the gene SRP14, whose product is annotated as signal recognition particle 14kDa (homologous Alu RNA binding protein). Gene Ontology annotation, molecular function: endoplasmic reticulum signal sequence receptor activity; 7S RNA binding. The annotation marks the transcript as partial. The record is from RefSeq and is a predicted model, not a curated record. Lineage: Eukaryota; Metazoa; Chordata; Aves; Psittaciformes; Psittacidae. The transcript is spliced from 4 exons. Gene Ontology annotation, biological process: SRP-dependent cotranslational protein targeting to membrane. Gene Ontology annotation, cellular component: signal recognition particle, endoplasmic reticulum targeting.
UUCUUGACGGAGCUGACCAGGCUCUUUCAGAAGUGCAGGACUUCGGGGAGUGUUUUCAUAACGCUGAAGAAAUAUGAUGGCCGAACAAAACCAGUCCCACGCAAAGGCCAUGUAGAAAGUUUUGAACCAGCAGACAAUAAAUGUCUUCUAAGAGCAACUGAUGGAAAGAAGAAAAUUAGUACAGUGGUGAGCUCCAAGGAAGUAAAUAAAUUCCAGAUGGCAUAUUCAAAUUUGCUGAGAGCUAACAUGGAUGGCUUGAAGAAAAAAGACAAGAAAAGCAAAAACAAGAAGAGUAAAGCAACACAGUGAUGGAAGAAUGUCCUACCAUCGCUAUAACAGACUUGACCCUUGCUCAAAGCAAAGUCCAUUUCUUUUUGAGUUACCACUUGUCUUUGGCUUUCCUUCCAGCAGGAUAUUGGAUGCGAUCAGUACUUUUGUUUAAACUGAGAGCAGAAGGUGCUUUCUGUGGAUUGUUGUAUGGCAGGAGUAUCCACAAAGUUAUACUGAAAUAGCUUUACACUCGUCUGCCAACUAGUUUUGUACUUAUACUGCUGUUUGUUUUGUAUUAUACAAGUGGGUGGCGUAAAACCUAUUUAGGGGUAACACAGGGUGAAGAGAAAUGUACCAUGAGCAAAUUAAGACUGGAGCAGGUGUCUCAGUGACAGGGGCCCAGGUUUAUAGAUAAGCCUUGGUAGUACUAGGGAGAGUGGGUGCCAACAUAUUACCAGGAACAGCAGCUUUCCUGUUUCUGUCUUAUUUUGAGAGACAUGUCUACGUGAUGCAGUGCAGAUAUCCCUAAGGCAGCCAGCACAGUGCUCAAGCUCUUGCAGAGCCAGGCAGCUGUGCCUUUGCUCCAUGCUGAUCCAGCUGUGCUCACCCUGGCUCAGGGUGGGGGGAGGGCAGGACUAUGCAUCAUGUUCCCUUCUGACAUGGCUUAAAAAUGCUCAUGUCCCCUAGACUUUUUUAAAGCUUCAUCCUUCCGUAUAUUCAGGGAUCUGAAUUUCCCCAUACUUCGUAUCUUACAAAGUAGCUCCUUUAUAUGAGCAGAUGUAAAAGGUGAAUACUUAAUUGUUCCUAUUAAACACAGUGAGAAAUG